Messenger RNA from Penicillium angulare, 420 nucleotides. RefSeq names its product YjgF/Yer057p/UK114 family. Gene Ontology annotation, cellular component: cytosol. The transcript has a single exon. The coding region runs from base 1 to 420 and encodes 139 amino acids. Lineage: Eukaryota; Fungi; Ascomycota; Eurotiomycetes; Eurotiales; Aspergillaceae. The record is from RefSeq and is a predicted model, not a curated record. Gene Ontology annotation, molecular function: deaminase activity.
AUGUCCAACUUCACAUACAUCAACGAGAAGGGUGCUGGCGAGAAGCACAGUGACCUUGGUCACUAUUCUCAGGCUGUCCUUCUGCCCGGAAAUGUCGUUAAGUGCUCUGGUCAGGGUGGCUGGACCCCCACCGGUGAGCUUGACGCAAAUGACUGGAAGCGCCAGAUCGAUCUGGCCUUCGAUAACGUCGACCGUGUCCUGCAGGCUGCUGGCCUGAGAGGAUGGGAGGAUGUCUAUCUCCUCCGAUCCUACCACGUCGAUAUCGGUGCCUCCUGGGAAUACACCGUUGAGAAACUCCGUGCUCGCAUUCCUGGUCACCGUCCUAUCUGGACCGCCAUUGCUGUGCCUCGUUUGGCUUUCUCCACAAUGCUCAUCGAGCUCGAGGUUGAGGCCUACAACCCGAAGGGAUCCAAGGUGUGA